AUGGUCCUCGCUGUUUGGCCUUGUGCCGCCAUUGUAAAGCCGAAAGCUGCUUGUGGCGCAGAGUUGCUGAUUGAUGAUGGAUCUGGUGAUGUUGAUGAAUGUGAAGAAGGUUGGUGUUGGUCGGUAGGGCAUUGGCGCAACGCCAUCUCGCUCUUCGCCAUCAUCUUGUUGGUUGUCCUGGUUCCUGAUGCCAUCCUCCUCGAGAUGGAGUCACCAAAAGACAAGUUCGGCGGCUCGAGCUGCCCGGACAACCCCGCCAUCACCAACUCUCAGCUGGGCUGUUACUUCACCUGCCAAGCUAAGGGGCGUCUUCUUCUUGUCGAUAUCUCGCUUUUGACUGCCUCUAGGGGAAAGAAGCGCAUCAAGGCUUCACAAGGCUCCAGAGAGGUAAUGCUCUUCAAUGUCAGCCUCGGUGGUAAAUAA
Messenger RNA from Neurospora tetraspora, 423 nucleotides. RefSeq lists its product as uncharacterized. Bases 1 to 423 code for a protein of 140 amino acids. NCBI's taxonomy places the organism in Eukaryota, Fungi, Ascomycota, Sordariomycetes, Sordariales, Sordariaceae. The transcript is spliced from 3 exons. The record is from RefSeq and is a predicted model, not a curated record.